Linum trigynum is the source of this 234-nucleotide messenger RNA. Lineage: Eukaryota; Viridiplantae; Streptophyta; Magnoliopsida; Malpighiales; Linaceae. The record is from the annotation of a GenBank genome assembly.
AUGGGAUUUUGGACAUUCAUGGAAGGAUUGCUGCUACUGGCAAACGCGAUGGCGAUUCUGAACGAGGACAUAUUUCUUGCCCCAAGGGGAUGGACGCUUGCAGAGCUUCAAGCUGGGAGAAGAAGUUCACUCAAGGGCCAGAUAAUUGGACUCAUUCAUGCUUGCCAGUUCAUGAGAUUGUCGCUUAUCAUCCUCAACAUCGUCAUCAUCGUAAUCAAGCUUGUUUCUGGUUAG